AAUCCUGGAAAAAAUGAUUACAAGUAGUUAUCACCCGUAAAUUUUCAAUUUCGUAUAUGUAUACUAUUUUUAAAUAAAAAUUUUUAUUAAAAUGAUGUAUAUACAUAGUUGAAUGGUACCUCAGGGAUUGUAAGGGGGAAAGUUAGCUCCCUGCUCCAUCCUUUUCCAUUUCACAGGGGCCGUUUCAGCCUUUGGUGUUUUUCCUAGGGCCUUGGUUUCAGAUUUCUAAGUAAUAUGCUUAUGCUGUUACUAGUUUACUAUGUUUAGACAUCUGACAGCUUCCUAUUUGAUGAUUUUUCCUUUUUCCUUUUUUCUCAUUCUGGUAUUUUUCCAUUAAAUUGGCAUCGUUCGAUUAUAGUGACCAUAUCUCUAUGUUCAUUCCUGAAUGAGUUGCCUGUGCUUCCUUUCCAUUCUCAACAUUUUGUAUUGGUUUUACACUUACAUCACAUCACUAAUUCUUCCGAAACAGUCCCAAAUAUGUAAAACUUUUUAAGAUCAAUUUUUCACAGGGUCAAAGCCCAACCGUAUACCUGUUUCAGUCUAAUUUCUCUCUUAUUCAUGUAUAUAUACAACUGUUUCUGAGACUUCAUCAUCCUGGGAUUUGUUUUCCUCUCUAGGGUUGGAGUCCACGUUUUCUGGACCCUGUGUCUUUGUUCUUAGAUUACUUGAUAGAGAACACUUCCUUCAGUGAAGGAAUGGGUGCCUAGAGGCUCAAUUACUUUGAGACUACCGCAUGCCUGAAAGGUAAUAUGGCUUGGUAUAUAAAAUUUUAGGUAGAAAAUCAAAUUCAGAAUUUUGAAGACCUCGCUCUAUUGUAAUAAAACUGUUGUGAUGUGCAAUUUUUAUUUCUUCAUUUUGUUAUUGGAGGCACUUUAGAGUUGUAAAAUUCAGCAAUAACUGCUUUGGUGGGCCCUGACCCUGCCCAGCCUCCCUCACCUACCCUCUGCCCACCCCCCCCCCCCCCCCCCCCCCCCCACAAAACCCACACAUACACACUUUGUCCUGGAACUCCAUGAAAUAACUAGAACCAAUGAAUUGAGCCUCUGGCUUUAUUUCUUAGAUCAUUUAUUGGGGGGGGGGGUAGAUUUCUAUAACGCAGUUUUUCAAUCUUUAUGAAAUCACCUGCCUGGAUUUAGUUCCAUACUUCAUUCUUGCCUCCAAUUCCUAAGCCCGCCUGAGUUCUGCCGUUCUACACAUGCGGGUAACGACCACUCUCUUUUCCGUAUUCAAUACAUUUGUUGGAAUCUUGUUCAGUAUUAUUUCUUCCAAUUUUCAUUCUUGUGGUUUUCUAAUUUUAAUUCCUAUUCUGCCUUUUUAAUGGGGUUUUAGGAGGAAGAAGAGAGAAAUGAGUUAAUCUGUAUAUUAAAUUUAUGGAUGGGUACAUCUUCAUGAAAUUUAUGGAUAGUUGCUAGACAAGGAUUACUGGGGCUUCAAUGUAUAAAAAUAAUUGAGUUUUCUCAAAAGUAGCAAAAUGGUAUAUGAUAGUUCAUAUCAUAUGAACCAGCUCAUUCCUUGGUUCUUGAUUGAUUCUUGCCGGUUUAAAGGAAUUUAAAAUGGUCCCUGCCUACUCAGUUCUUAAUGUUUUGAGGCUCAAGCAUUAAUUUUGAAGCAACCAGCAUCCAUGAUUCAAGGCUGUGAUGGCAUUUACUGAAUUUCCUGGGAGUUGAAUCUAGAUAUGGUAAAGUGAAAUAAAAAUCAAGAAAUACUUAAAAGUGCCCCCAGAUUAUUUCAGGUGAGAAUACCCAUUUUCUUCUUAUGACUGAACUCUUGAUGUGAUCUUUCAAGUACGUAAUAAAUAAAAUGAGGUAUGUAUGUCAUCUUUCUUUGCUUUCACGUGCUUCUCCAGAAGUCUAAUUAAUCGCAAGCCAUAAGAACUUUUCAUCCCUUUCCCUGGUGUAAAAUAUGGUUGAAUUCAGACUUUGAGGUAAGGAAUUGCUUAGGCUACAUUUUCCUCAUCCCUGAAGGGGGACUGAUAGGGUUGUAAGGUUACAGGAGUGAGAAAAACAUACAUAGUACAUAUUCAAAAUGAGGCUGCUGUUCAGAGGUUUGAUGGUUCGAGACUGAUCAGGUAGCUAGGAGAUUUAUAAACAGGCUGAUAAUAUAACAGCAAACAAACAUUUUCAUUUUUCAAGAAAUUUGGCAUAGCUUUUUAAUGUAUAAUGUACCUCUGAGGAGACAGUUACUAGUUAUAUUGCUUCCUCCGUGAACUGGUCCCCUGGUACAGAUGAAGUUUCAGGAGAUGGCAUUCCUUUCCCCUAAAUGUAGACCGAGGUCCAUACUAAAUAUAAAUGUAAAGAAAGUUCCGUGAAGCAAACAUUUUCUGAUUGAUGUACAAACUGUUUCAAAGAUCCAUAGAUGUGUCCAUCUAGAUGUGCAAUGGAAGGUAGGUUUGGAAAGGACUGCGUAUCUGAUUACUGCCCAGCCCUUAGUGUCCUGCCAGGAUAGUUUGUCCCUGUAGCCUGCGAAUGGGACUCAGGAUGGCAGUCCUCACUGUAGCUCCUCUCAUGAACACCAGAGGGCAGACGCUCCUUGGCGUGCCUGUGAGGGAACCCCAUGAGAGAGUCUGGCAUUUCUGAGAAAGCGGAUGCAUAAAAACUCAGAAUAAAUAAAGGCUUUGAGUAGAAAGGGAAGUUGAUGAGACACAGUGCUUCUCUCUUCUGCAGCGGGUCUGUAGCCAUACAAUCUCCCACUCGCAAUCUUUUUUUUUGCAGCUUCUGGAAGCACUCGGAGUUCUCUGACGUGCCAUCAUCCCAGUUAGUAUCACAACCUUUCUCUGUCGCGCUUUAUUGCAGUCCUCUGGUUGGUCUGGAGUCCUGUCAGAAUGGCAGCUCCGGUCCGCUACUGGAUAUUUAUAUAUGGGAGCAUACCGUGGCAGAAGUGCUAGAAAUGUGUCCGCUUACCCGGUCCCAUCAGCCAAAUAAGGACAUUAACUUCGGUCCAAUAACAACCUCAACAGUUACCAAUUGAAUCAAGGCAUGGUGGCUUUUUCUUUUUAAAGCAUAGUUUCAGUAAUAUAGUCACUAAAAACCUUAGACAUUGCAUAAAAAGUAUUUGGAAAUCUUACACUGCUUGGCUAAAUUAACACUAAAUAUAGACCAACAUCAUGCCGGGGUUUAUGGGCCUUGUAGGAGCACCCGUUCGCUGAAGGAAGGCAAAGACAGGACUACAGAAUUCAUAGAAAGUUUUACUGUAGUUGCUUCUGAAUAGUAUUUUUUUUUUCUUUCUUUUCUUUUCUGGUAACCUAGCAGUCAAAGCUCACAUUUUUUGAACUAUGAAUCAUUCCCAGGACACCAGCUCUCGAAGCAUGCCUGAAGAUCGAAAGCUUUAUAUUGUGGAUUCCAUAAAUGACUUAAACAGACUGACCCUCUGUCCUGCUGGCUCCCAGCAUCUGCUCCCUCUCCAGGAGAAAAUCCCAGACGUUGGCACUAACUCAGGAAACGGAAGUCACAGUCUAUUUUUUAUGGGGCUGAUAAUUGUGCUGAUUGUCAGUCUGGCACUGGUUUCCUUCGUGAUCUUUCUAAUAGUUCAAACUGGAAACAAGAUGGAUGAUGUGUCGAGAAGACUAACAGCUGAGGGAAAAGACAUAGACGAUCUUAAGAAAAUCAACAGCAUGAUCGUAAAGCGACUCAAUCAACUGGACGCGGAACAAAACUAAAGAAAUGAGCAUCUAAAAGCAGCCGCCAGCACCUGAGCUUGGCGCUUUAUUGGGUGUGCACGGGCUUAUGAACUGAGCAUGCGCAUUUCUGCAGGCAACAGACCAUCUGGUUAGCGAUCCCAACCCUGGGGCCAAGUUAAUGCUGUAGGGUUGGGAGCGACUCCAAGGCAAAGGGGUUUGGGGAUAGCAACCAGAAAAAGGGCUCGUUGUAUGCUGUGUCCUUCUGCUUUAUUGGGGUUAAGGGUGGCUGUUAUGGAGGAGAACCAAUAGUAAGCCAGAGAAUUUGGCUCUGUACAUACAACUUGUCUUACAAAAGGAGCUUUCAUCACCAGAACAAGUUCCCUGUGCCAGUGAGGUUCAUGGUGCCUCGUGUAUCUUUAUGAAUUCCUGUGACAGUCUCAUGGUUUCAUUGAAGUAUUUGUUUUCAAGGGAACCAGGUGUUAACUCUUUUCAAUAAAAGAAAAUUUGCUCAGGUGAUUAAA
Molecule: messenger RNA, 4137 nt
Organism: Felis catus (domestic cat)
Lineage: Eukaryota; Metazoa; Chordata; Mammalia; Carnivora; Felidae
Gene: LSMEM1
Product: leucine rich single-pass membrane protein 1
Exons: 4
Coding region: 3272-3655 (127 amino acids)
Source: RefSeq, a predicted model, not a curated record